GUAAAAGUCAUAUACAGCUACACCCCCGAGAGACGCGCGGAUCUAGAGCUGAUUGAAGGAGACAUCGUCAAAGUGGAAGAGAUGGAAGGCGAGUGGUGGGUGGGCACCUCCACGCGCACGGGGAAGUUUGGAUCCUUCCCGUCCAACUAUGUGCAACUGGCUGAGAUGUAG
Molecule: messenger RNA, 171 nt
Organism: Sphaeroforma arctica JP610
Lineage: Eukaryota; Ichthyosporea; Ichthyophonida
Exons: 1
Molecular function (GO): protein binding
Source: RefSeq, a predicted model, not a curated record